AUGGUGAGGAGAAGGCGAGCUGGUACCAUGGGCACAUCCAUCUUCCCGAGCCUUUUUGUCAUCCUGCUUACCAGGUGCUCCCCAGCAGGAUGUGCUGGAGGGAGUGACUCUGCAUCCCACAGCACAGCCAGCACCACAGAGAAACCUAUCCUGUUAGACAACAUCCCAGAUGCUGAAGCCUUCAUCAGUGGUGCAGAGGUGGCAGUCAUUGGAUUCUUCCAGGACCCGCAGAGCCCCGGAGCGGAGCAGUUUCGCCGGGCGGCCGGACAGAUCGCGGAGGUGCCCUUCGGCCUCAGCAGCAGCGCCGCCGUCCAGUCGCACUACGGCGCCUCGGAGAACACGGCGGUGCUGUUCCGCACGGUGGACAAUGACCGGCGGGAUCUGGAUAUGAGCGACAGGGAGGUUGAUGCCAAGAAGCUGACCCUCUUCGUUCGGACAAACGAGCUCCGCCUGGUGACAGAGUACAACCCUGUGACAGCAAUAGGUGUGAUGCAGAGCUCACUGCAGUUUAACCUCCUCCUGAUCACAGACAAGAUGUCUCCAAAGCACCCCGAGCGAAUGCGCAAGUUCCGGGCGGCGGCAGAGCUCUACAAGGGCAAGAUCCUCUUUAUCCUGUUAGACAGCAAUUUGAAGAGCAAUGAACAGGUACUCUCGUACUUCCAGCUGAAGAAGUCCCAGCUGCCAGCUCUGGCUAUAUUCCACACGCCAGAUGAUGAGCACGAAGUGGUGGCUGUGGAUGACAUCUCCAUUGAGCAUGUACAGGACUUCUGUAAUCGUUUCCUACAAAGAAUGCCAAAGAAAGAAGACAAGUCUGAAGAGAAGCCCAUCAAUGAAGAGCUCUGAUUCUUUCUCAGCCAAGAGGAUGACUGUAGCUAGAGCCUGUUUCUGGUGUAUGAAGAGUUCACUCUGUCCUACAGCUCAGCAAUUCCUGAGCCAAGUCAGUCAUGGAUUUCCAUCAUCAUUCCAUGUACAUACAUGCUGUCUGUCCUCUCCAGAAAUCUCUUCUCUCUUAUCUCUUCUUAUUUGUUGGCUCCAGAGCUCUUUUUCAGUACUUCAGGACUUCUGGUACUGCCCUACAAUAUGUCUUUCUGUGCCACUGUUGGAGCAAAGGGUGGUACAGUGAAAUGACAAUAUCAGAAGUAAAGAUGGUAUUUCCAGGGAUCUGUUUCCCUCUCUCUUUUGGGUUUUGGUGCCAUGCUGGGAUCCACUGUCAGCCUUUCCUCACACUACAAACAGGUUUGUUGCUUGAUAUCACAUGAAAUUUUCCAUUUAUUUUA
This is a messenger RNA of Serinus canaria (Common canary), 1277 nucleotides long. RefSeq names its product endoplasmic reticulum protein 27 (gene ERP27). Gene Ontology annotation, biological process: response to endoplasmic reticulum stress; protein folding. The transcript is spliced from 7 exons. Gene Ontology annotation, cellular component: endoplasmic reticulum. Bases 1 to 843 code for a protein of 280 amino acids. NCBI's taxonomy places the organism in Eukaryota, Metazoa, Chordata, Aves, Passeriformes, Fringillidae. The record is from RefSeq and is a predicted model, not a curated record.